AUGUAUACUGCUUCUGCUGCUAAUAUGCGACACCCGAGCCCUUCUUCGGCCCAAACGCGCUCGGGCCAACGGCCCAGGCGUCGAGCGGCCCAUAAAAAGGCCAAGCGGAGGCCGUAUUUCCCGAAAACGGUCAUGCCUUUGGCGGCUGUCAGUCAUGAUAUCGCGAUGACGACUCUUGUGAGUUUCUUUUGGCGGCAUGUUUGAAAGUACUGGAGUUCUGGGAUAUGCUAGAACUGAACGGUUUGAAAAAAGAUAUUCUAUAUUUCAAAAAUGUUUUGAAAAAAAUUAUUGCUACUGGCUCAAAAAAUCGUAAUCCUGAUAGUCUUCAUUCGCGUCAAUUCCAAAUGCGACUCUCCUGUGUAUUUUUGGCGGACUCUUCAGGGUUUUUUUAAUUGCAGUGGCCCCUUUGAGUGGCUUCUUUAAAAGUCUAAGUGAUAUUUAGGCGACUAAAACUCCUAGAGUGGCCACUCAGAUUGAAAAAUCAAGAAUACGACGAUUUUGAGAUUAUUUAUAUUGGUUUGAGAGUUUUUGGGGCAAGUUUACUGAAAAAAAUAGUGAAAUAUUUGUUUUCCAAGCUUCAUUUUCACGUUUAUAUUGAAAUCAGAAAGAUUUUAAAUCUGAAGUUUUUCCGAAAAUCAAAACUCGGUAAAUUUUUUUGCUAGUUUUCGUAGCAACAACGGAAUUUUUAUUUCAACCUUGAUUUUUUUCAGUAGUCUUUGAAACGGUAAAGUUUACGAAAGCACUAAUCUGACGUCAUUGUUGACAUUUCCAAAAGCUUAGCCCGCAGUUUUUGAAGAUAAGGUGAAUUUGGCGACCUAAAUUUUGUCAAAACUGGCUUUUUUUCCGAGUUUUUCGAGCUCGGCGGCGAAUCUUCUAUUAAAAUGUUCUUUGUAUUAAUUUCUAUACAUUUUCGAAGCAGGUUUCUUCGAAGCCAAGCUUAACGAAGCCACAAAAAGAUUACUUCCGAUGAAAACAAGGAAGAAAAUCAAUAUGAAGCUAUUCUUGCAAUUAUAUAGCGUCUUCUGGAUGUAGAAGUCACGAUCUUUCAUAGUUUAUUUCUUGAAAAUGUUCAAAAAGGAAUUUUUCAUAGUGAUGAGGCUGUUUUUCUUCUUGAUACUUGCUCCAUCGAUAACUAGGGCUCAGGUUCGAAGUAAUUCACCUCUAUAGUGGCCACUAUUUUCCGUUUCAGUGGACACUUUAGAGGUGUAUCUACUACUACUACUGAACUAAAUAGAACUUUAGAGGUGUUCUAUUUAGUUCAGUAGUAGUAGUAGUAAUACUUAGACCUCUAUAGUGCCCACUAAUUUUCAACCCUUAAGUGGCCACUAAUUUGACUGCUAUAGUGACCACUAAAACAUCAAAACCAUAUGGUGCCACUUAAAAUUUUCCCAGUUAAUAACGCGAAUCGGACGUGUCGGCGCAUUUCAAGUGACCACUUUAGUAUCUUUAGCACUCUUAAGUGAUCCCUAGAGUUGCCCAGAAAUGUCCGAAGCACGUUCUUUUCGGGUCACCAAUGUCCGAGAGGUUAUAUGAAAUGAGAUUGGUUCCAAUUUUUCUGUUUUAUUCUUUUUAAGUACAUGCUCUUGCUCUUUUUUUUCAAAUAAAGACUCGAUAAACAACGGAUAUUUCGCAAUAUAUUUUCUCAAAACGGACGAACUUUCCAGUUUCCAUGACUAACUGCCCAUAUUUGCACUUCCACCCUUUUUCCUAAUGGUUUCUGAUCCGAGUUGUACAAAUAAUCGACCGGAAGGAAUUUCCUUCCCUCCCCCCGUUACAAGGCGUGUCCUUGAAGCAACUUUUUCUGUCCUUUGAUAUUCUUUUAUUUCCCACAAACCCUCCGAUGUUCAAAUUUUCGCUGACGACAUAUAAGCUAUCAAAGUGAUCCGUAUUACAAAAAUUUUGAAUUUGAAACGGGCUUCUUCUCCAAUUUUAUUAGAUUCGUUAUUCCAGAUGUCGUUCGAUUUCGACUUAACGGCACCUUUCAUGCCGGAAUUUUCCACACGAGACCAGCAUGAACACCGGCACAAGAUUCGGCCCGUACAGGUGUCUAUUUUAAGUUUUUCUUGAUAGAAAGAGGGUUUCAUAAUUUUAUAAAUUUUUUUGGAAACCGUAUCAUAAUUUUUUUCAUGAGACUCGUUUCUAGAUUUUUUUGAAAGUUAGGAAGGUAUUAUCUAGUAUGGCAAGUUUAUUCGUUGAAAAAUCAAAAUUUUGAUGAUAUCCUUUCACCUCAAUUCAAAAAGCCAUUCCAAACGCGGCUCUCCUGGGGAUAUUUUUAGUGGACUCUUUAGGUUUUUCAAGUUUCAGUGGCCCCUUAAGCGGCUAAAAAUUAGUGGCUUCCUUAGAAAUCUAGGGGUACUACUAGACCACUAAAACACUAUAGUGGCUUCUAUAGAGGUGGUUUGAGUGGCCACUUUAGUGUUCUCUUCAAGUAGUCCUUGAGGAAUCUCUUAAGUGGCCACUAGAGUUUUUUCCCAGGCAAGUGUCAUUUUGAUCGGAAUAGAGAAGCUUCUUCUUUUUCUCACGUCUUUGUACCGCCUGAGGUAUAUCCUGUUAUCAAUGAUAAUCAGUAUAUUGGUUCUAGUGACAUUUCCGUCCUUGUGUGUGAGUUUUCAGGAUUUAGAAGGCCAUGGUUUUCCACUAGCAAAAUUUCCUAAACCCCUUGGUUGGGUCGGGGAUCGAACUUGUGACCCUGUGCACCGUGGACAAGCACACAAACUGUUGCGCCACAACGCGUCAUAGAGAUAACUGAGUUGGAGUAUAGCUGAUUCACGGCUGGCAUGAGCCAUCGAAAAAAUGGUCCUGACACGAUAAUGCACGAGAUAGCGCCUGGCUCGUGGAGAGCGUAGACAGGGCACGCCCCCAAGCUGGCCGUGAAUCAGCUAUAACAAAAUGUCUCAUUUUCAGAUAAUCGCCCCGUCGAGCCUGGGAAGCGGUCGAUUUCGGUUGAACGAGAGCGCCCUCAAUUCCGUCUUGGGUCAUGCCGGAUGCGCCAAUAAAAAGGUCAUUUUUUGA
Caenorhabditis auriculariae is the source of this 3012-nucleotide messenger RNA. The record is from the annotation of a GenBank genome assembly. Lineage: Eukaryota; Metazoa; Nematoda; Chromadorea; Rhabditida; Rhabditidae.